UGAAAACGGCGCUGCCACAAAGCCCGGCACAGAAGAUACUAGAGACUCCACAGAGACACAGCACAACAUUACCCCAUGCCAAACUACAAACUGAUUUAUUUCAAUAUGAGGGGGAGAGCAGAGAUUAUUCGUUACAUAUUUGCUUAUUUGGACAUAAAAUAUGAAGAUCACAGAAUAGAGCCAGCCGACUGGCCUAAAAUCAAAUCAACUCUUCCAUUUGGCAAGAUCCCUGUUUUGGAAGUCGAUGGACUUACUCUACACCAGAGCCUGGCAAUAGCGAGAUACUUGACCAAAAACACAGAUCUGGCUGGUGAAACAGACAUGGAGCAGUGUCAAGUGGAUGCUGUUGUAGACACCUUGGAUGAUUUCAUGUCUCGUUUUCCUUGGGCAGAGAAGAAACAAGACAUAAAAGAUCAGGUGUUUCAGGACCUGCUGACACACGAUGCACCUCACCUUCUGCAGGAUUUGCACGCAUACUUAGGGGACAGUGAGUGGCUGAUCGGUAACUCUGUAACUUGGGCAGAUUUCUACUGGGAUAUUUGCAGUACCACACUUCUGGCCCUGAAGCCUGACUUGCUGGACAUGUACCCCAGGCUGGAGGCUUUACGAAAGAAAGUCCAGGCCAUUCCUGCCAUCGCUGACUGGAUACAGAGAAGACCCCAAACCAGACUGUAGCUCUGCCAUGCCUCCUGCCGGCUCUGCCAUUUGCAGCCAUCUGCCCCCCACCAAAGGAGCCAGCCGCACCUGCCAGCCACCCACAUCC
This is a messenger RNA of Perognathus longimembris pacificus (Pacific pocket mouse), 763 nucleotides long. It is a transcript of the gene Hpgds, whose product is annotated as hematopoietic prostaglandin D synthase. Gene Ontology annotation, molecular function: glutathione transferase activity. NCBI's taxonomy places the organism in Eukaryota, Metazoa, Chordata, Mammalia, Rodentia, Heteromyidae. The transcript is spliced from 6 exons. The coding region runs from base 76 to 675 and encodes 199 amino acids. Gene Ontology annotation, biological process: glutathione metabolic process. The record is from RefSeq and is a predicted model, not a curated record.